Monopterus albus (swamp eel) is the source of this 2534-nucleotide messenger RNA. It is a transcript of the gene timmdc1, whose product is annotated as translocase of inner mitochondrial membrane domain containing 1. Bases 246 to 1202 code for a protein of 318 amino acids. NCBI's taxonomy places the organism in Eukaryota, Metazoa, Chordata, Actinopteri, Synbranchiformes, Synbranchidae. The record is from RefSeq and is a predicted model, not a curated record. Gene Ontology annotation, cellular component: mitochondrion. The transcript is spliced from 8 exons. Gene Ontology annotation, biological process: mitochondrial respiratory chain complex I assembly.
GGUCCUCCACCGAUGGGUGGCGCUGUUGUAAUAAUCAUUUUGUGUAGCCCUGAGGUCAAAGGUUGCAGUGCCGGUGGGCUAAUCGGAAAGUCACUGGUAAGAAACCGCUGAAAGGCAAUAACGAAAAGCAGAAAGGGGACUUUAUUUGUACCAAUAUGUGAACCGGGGCGUCUACGCGUUAGAGAAAACAGUUUAUUGUAGAGGAAACUCUGCGCCGCUCGCCGCCUAACAUCUGCUGAAGCGUGAUGCUGAGCCGACAGGCAGAUACAGCCCCCCGGGGCAAGCUGAGCACCGGCCUACUGCAGGACCUCAUCCAGAGUGCCAGGCCUCCUUCCUUCUGCUUCCUGCUCCCCAGGGUCCAUGCAGCUGAUGUUUCUGCUGCUCAGUCUGCACAGCUGCCCUCUUCUUCCUCUUCCUCCUCCUCGACCAGUCAUGUUCCUGCACCCAUCCUUGCUUCCAGCAGCAUGCCAACCAACAUGGGCAAGCCAGAGUUCCCAGACAGAGGAUGGGAUCGCAUCAAGGAGCUCUUUGAUCGAGAUGUGACACAAAGGUACCCGGAGGAGCUGACCAACGUGAUAAAGAGUGGUAUAGUAGCUGCAUUCACAGGCUUUCUCUAUGGAGGCCUGCCAGCUGCACGCCACGCCCGGCAGAGAUACAUCCAGAUCAGCCAGGCGGAAAUCUACACUAGUCGUGUGGACGCAGUGCGCUCCGCCCAUAAUGCAGCUAUCCGGGGUUUUGUGAGAUACGGAUGGAGAUGGAGCUGGAGAGUGGCUGCAUUUGUCACCAUAUUCAAUUCUGUCAGCACAGGCCUCUCUGUGUACAGAGACAAGUAUACCCUCAGCCAUUAUGUUGCUGCUGGAGCUGUCACUGGAGGCCUUUUUAGACUGAACCUGGGCAUGGGAGCGCUGGUGGCAGGGGCAGUCAUUGGAGCAGUGCUGGGGGUUCCCACUGGUGCGUUGAUCAUCAGCCUGCAGUCACUGGCAGGGGAAACGGUCCAAGAGCGGAGAAGGAGAGAGCGCAGGGAACUUUAUGAACGCAGACUCGCAGACUGGACAGCCCGUCUCCAGCUGACAAAUGAGUUGAUUGGUGAUCUGAAUGUCAGCUCUCAGGCAGAGGAAACCAGUAAAGACUUAGAGAGGAUCGAAGAACUGCUCAGUUUACCUCAGAAUCCAGAUGUGGCUCAGGACUCGUGCAGUCAGUGACUGCAGCCUGUUGGACAGUGAAGGUGGGACUUCAUUCAGCUAUGAAGAUACAUGGAUCAUUUCUUUCCAUGGACUCUACUGCACAUUUUCUGUCUGGCUGAAUGGAGACAAUUCACUUCAGGAUUUAAAAACACUGUUGUACCUCAAACCUUGAGUGAGCUGCUCAACAGACACUGGUUGUAGUGAGCAGCUGUGAGUCAGCAUGUGUGUGAGAGAGAAGCAGGUUAGCCCUGUGGGGAAAAGCUAAUGCUAAGGUGUGUUAAGUCUUUUACCAAAUGCAGGACACUUGCAUGUUGAACACAUUUACAGUGUACAGCAGCAAACUGUUGUCCUUCAUUGGCCGGCUGUCCCAUAAUGUUUUGUUGUAAUGAAGAAAGUGCUAGACAAAUCUGAGAUGGUGUGGGGGAACAAAGAUUGAAGUCACACAUGUUCCUGGUGUCAUUUCAUGUUAUUUAGUAUUGGCCUGAUAAUUUCUCAUUGAACAGGAUGCAGUAACAACUUGUGAUCGUUAGUUUUGAGUGAGUAAACCUAAUAAAACAUCUUCAGUAUGAGGAAACACACCGAUUCCUGCAUAUCUGUCUCUGACUCUGCCCUCCCACAAAGUGCCCUCACCUUCCUCAUUGUGGUUAGUUACAGCUACAGUAGUUUUUUGACACCAAACUGUCAAAUGUCAAUCCAUCUCUGUGACAAAAAGGCUUCUUUCUUUUCCCCAACACACCACUGUUAAGUGCAGUGAGCUUCCCACUUUGCCUCUUGGGCCUUUCAGCAACUAGGUCAAACGUAGCCUCGGCCCCUGGUGUAAACAAGAUGUGACACAGCAACAGCUGGGGCCCCUCGGCGCUGCAGUGCUAGCCAGGAGAAACGGACCACGCUCAACAACACAGCUUCAGGUAAACAUUGAUACAUGAGAAACAAAUGUUAGUUUUGCUUUCUAGCAGUGAAAAUAUUGCAGUAAGUGAAGGGAUGUAAGUUCAGGUUGACAAUGUAUUGUCUGUUGGCUUUGUUGCAGCAUCUGAGAGUUAUGAAAAUUGAUUUUCUGUCUGGACUAGUUUGUUUCAGUGUAAACUUUUGGCAGGUGAAAAAGUAAAACUAAAUUAAUUAUGAGAGGAGCCAGAACACCUGGGUGGUUUUCACGUGCCAAUAGGUUUUCUAAAAAUUAAAGGUUCAUAAAUUGACUCUGGGGGCCCUCUGGUGGUGGCACUGGGGAACCGCACAAUGCAUGCAACUGUUUUCUAUAGCAUAAUACAAUGAAACUCUUUAUAAUAAACCCAAAUAUAAAAAAAUAUUAAUAGCCAGCACUUUUGUAUUUGGCAUCUUCAGGCAAGUAACACU